UUAAUGAUAUGACACUCGUUUACUUUGAAAUAAUUGCAUUUUGUCAUUUUUUUUUCAAGGAACGCGUACAGCUACUUAAAGUCAGACGGUUUAAGGUCUCAGAUCUCAUACAGGUCACUUUUGUUGUCCCCCAAAUAGGCCACUUAUCUUCUGUUAUUUGUUUAAUUUGUAAUUAAAAUUAGGUUGUAUCUAUUUUUUUUAAAUUUUAUAAACCAAAAUGUGCAAUUUAAACCACACUAACAGUGUGUUAUGGUGGAUUUUCGAUAACGUGAACAAAAUAUAUAGUUUUUGUUUCGCUUAGCAAAUAAUAUUAAAACAAACAAAAAAACAUUAAUAUAGUCUAAAAUGAUUAAUAUUUUCAACAAGUGUAUAAUGACGUGAACUCCACGCCAGGAAAAUAUAUCUGCAAAUCAUUUUCAAAAGAAAAACCAGCUAAGUAAAUAAAUUAAAACAGACACUAUGCAAUUAUAUUUCGACUUUAACACAGUUAGUUAAAAAAGCUAAUCGCAUUGAUCUAUUUCUUAAAAAUUGUAUUAAUCCGAUAAUUCAGGUAAAUAUCACUAUUAAGCUUAACAUUUGUCAAAUAAAUAUGAAACUUUUCUGGUUUUUAACAUCGAUUGUCUUCGUGGACGUUUCAACAGACGACCUGACCGACUACAAGAGAGAGGUUAUCAUAACAAACGCACACAUCGAGCAGGCUUAUUAUAAGAAUAAUUUUACUGUAGGAGAUAAAACUGAUACAAACGGAUUGGAGCACGUUAUUAUAAACAUUAUCGAUACCAAAGAAUAUGAUACAUGUUUUGCAGGAAUGAUAAUCAUGAACAUUAUGAUUGCUGUGCCGGAACAUUAUGCAUACAUUAGCGACCUAGAGGGAGCUAAAGAUAUCCAAAUAGCUAUGCAAAAUGAAAUAAAAAGUAAAUUAGGGAUUGAUGUUCCCGAAGUUUCAGACCAAACUUUAGCAAAAUUCGAUAACAUAGAUUUGGAACAACUCGGGGAAGAGAGAAGACGUUUAACUGGAAAAGCUUUAAAAAAUAUGAUGAUCCAUGCAUUAGAUUUUGAAAAUAUGACCGGUCUUAUUGAAAAAAGAAAAAUAUUUCCUACAGAAUUAGUAAAAAAUAGAAUAGUCCGGUACGCAGAUAGCCGUAUACAGGAAAGUCCUUUAUUGCGGAUGUGUCGUUUAAUAGCGUUGUUUAUGACUACUAAAACGCCAACAGCAUUUAUAAAAUCUGUCCUGACCGGCUCGAAAAGAACUUGUUGCCUUACUGAUGUACUUACAACGAGUAAAACAUACAGAGAAAUCGACGGCGUAUGGUGGCAAGUAAGCACCAAUGCCAUUGAUGACAGACUACAACUACUCAAAAAAGAGUUGUGAUAAUUAUUUAGACCACAAAUCGAUGGUAUAUAAUAACUUUUCUAAAAAAUUUAAUAGCACUAUUAUUGUUAAAUUUUAAGUAAUACUUGCAUUUUGUACUAAAUAUCGAAGUUUUUAAUUAAUUUAAUGUAUUUCUUAAUAAACAGUUUCACUCAAGAUCAUAAACGCGUUUGUUUAUGUAUGUAUGUUGAUUUUUAAAUAUAUACUUUAUACUUAU
Molecule: messenger RNA, 1589 nt
Organism: Adelges cooleyi (spruce gall adelgid)
Lineage: Eukaryota; Metazoa; Arthropoda; Insecta; Hemiptera; Adelgidae
Exons: 12
Coding region: 590-1372 (260 amino acids)
Source: RefSeq, a predicted model, not a curated record